UUGGUAUUCUCACUGCCAUGACACUGCUCUGUGUCUGGCAGUCGAUCAGGUUUAAAGAAAAAAAUAUACAUGUCUCGCACCGAAGUUAGCUCACCUUCUGCACUAUUUGACGCGACGAUUAAAUCAAAAAUACACAGCUGUCAAGUCGACAGUUGCUUUUCAGUUGUCAUGGUUACACGUCUGCGUCCAAAAUGGCGUCCUUAAUCGGGGAGCAACUCUUUCAAAUUGGCGGUCAAGGUCCACCUCCUCCGAAAGAUUUUUUCCAUCUUGCUGUUUGCGAAAAACGAGGUGAAGUAAUCUGGAGAUCAUGGACGAUUUCUUUGAGACUUGAUUGCCGAGGCGCUCCACCCAAAGAGCUGAGGACAUCCCAUCAGGAUUUCCUACAUCAUAAAAGGCUGCAGCAACAGCUUGGUGCUGUUUUUGGGCAGAGGAUCCUGGAAUACACAAUUUCACUUUGUCAAGGAAAGAUUGAUUACCUGGAGCGUUUACCUGAUGACAUUAUGCUUCGUAUCAUGUCCUACCUACAGCUGAAAGAGGCAACACUUCUGGCACAGGUUUCACAUAGAUUCAGAAAGCUCUGCAAUUCUGAGAAGUUUUGGGAGCACACUGUGAGGAAUCGCUGUGCUGGGUUCACCAGUGACAUGGAGGACAUAGGCAAUGCCAUAGGCUGGAGGAACAUCUUCUUUACCUUUUUCCACACCAGUGGCAGCAAAGAGCAGCAGUAAAGCAGUAAAGGUUUUGUCCCUGUUGUUAAACAACUGCAAUUCAAAUCCUGUCACAGCACAUGGAUAGCCAGUGUUAAUUUUGCACUUUGUUAAACAAGAGGCAGUGUUUUCAUUGAGGUUUAGUAAGUGUUCAUAAGUUUCAAAUUCAGAAUUGCAGAAAAAAUAUGUAAUCCAUUGGUCUAAAUGUGCCAAAACAAACAAAUCAGUAUUUCUGUGUUGCUUAUUUGUUGUUGCUCUUGGGAUGACAACAAUUACCAAAAGUAUUCAAUGGAAAGAUGUAGUUACUUACAAGUUCUGUAUGUUGCAAAGAGUUUACAUUGUGAAAUGUUACAGGUUAAUUAAAUCAGCAUACUAUAUAACACAG
Lates calcarifer (barramundi perch) is the source of this 1089-nucleotide messenger RNA. It is a transcript of the gene fbxo36a, whose product is annotated as F-box protein 36a. The record is from RefSeq and is a predicted model, not a curated record. The transcript has 5 exons. Gene Ontology annotation, molecular function: protein binding. Lineage: Eukaryota; Metazoa; Chordata; Actinopteri; Centropomidae. The coding region runs from base 192 to 725 and encodes 177 amino acids.